This is a messenger RNA of Sycon ciliatum, 3520 nucleotides long. RefSeq names its product G patch domain-containing protein 3-like. Gene Ontology annotation, molecular function: nucleic acid binding. Bases 345 to 2924 code for a protein of 859 amino acids. The transcript has 8 exons. Gene Ontology annotation, biological process: negative regulation of RIG-I signaling pathway; positive regulation of DNA-templated transcription; negative regulation of type I interferon production. The record is from RefSeq and is a predicted model, not a curated record. Lineage: Eukaryota; Metazoa; Porifera; Calcarea; Leucosolenida; Sycettidae.
UGUUUCUUGCAUUUGCGGCUCGAGCUGUGAUUUUUGAAUGACAUGACCAGUUAGUUUUCCUGUCAAUGGCGAGGCGAUAGAGAAGAGUUGAUUUUUGUUUGUUCUCGCUUGGCAAAUGGUGUCCAGAGCAGGCCUGAUGUACAGUUGCCGAUCAAAGCUCGACAGUACUUUCCCUAUCUACUGGAAGUGUAUGUGUAUGUGGUGCCAUUGCUUGCCCACUGCCCAGUGCUGUUUGACAAGAUAACUCAUUGAUUUCGUGCUUCGUUCUCCACUACCGUCGUGGAUUGCUUGUGGAGUGUCGGGAGCCUUUCAUUGUCCUCAGUGUCCACUCGUAGAUUUACACUAUGUCGGCGCGUGGACUGUACAAACCGAGCAAGGCCCAGGCAGCUGUGGAAGUAGCCGCCGCGCCAGUUUCUGGAGAUGAUUCCUCGCCAGCUGUGUACUGUGUAGUCGGUAACAUUCCUAGUGACCUGCACUCGGCCGAUCUGCGUGCGUUCUUCUCGCAGAUCACCGAGCUAGGCGGCUUCCACUGCUUCCAUUAUCGCCACCGUCCCGAACUGAAGCCGACCAGGACACCAGAGGAUCAGCCGUCAUCCAGCGCCGACAGCAACACCACCGACAACACCGCUGCUGCAACAUCCUCGUCACCAGCACCACCACCGACAUGCUGUUGUGUGAUUGGUGUGAAGCAGUCGCAUCUCGUCGACUUGUUGCGUAACUACGACAAGAAGCUCUGGGUUGAUCAGGCGGGCAAGUACCGCAAGAGCCGCGUUCACAUCUCACAGCUCAAGACCAAGCAAACGACAGCGGACGUGACGGUUGCCGGUGAUGAUCCCGGGAAUAACGAGAUGCAGUCGUCCUCACAUGAGCGAGACGUUGGUUCUCGGGCUCGUGGCGCUGGUAGCCGGUCGGAGUCUAUCGCGUGUGGUGAUCACAUUGAGAGCGUACCGGCGCUGAUCGGUGAAGAUCGUGUUGCUGUGGAAUGCGCUCCGGCACCCAGCAGUCACGGCGAAGUCACACACAACACCCAGUGUGCGUUGUCAUGCAGUGACUCACAGCAGCAACGGCAGCGGCAGCAGCAGCAGGUCGGGAGCGGACGCCACUCGGUGUGUCCUGCACCGGACAAUGCCGCCCCUGACACUACAUCAAGCUCAUCUGGGCCUAGUCCAAAUUUUAGAACAGGGAAUUCCCCUGCAAGCAGUUCCGGUGUUGUGUUAUCAUACCCUGGUGACAAGAAUACCUGUAUGGAUGAUGUCACCAUGGUAACACCCACAGUCACGCACGACCCGGGCAGAGCAGCAUUGCAGAGCAGUACGAUGACCGACAAUGCCGGUAAUGAUAGCGGCAUUCGUGACGAUGUUGAUGGUGGUGAUGAUGAUGAUGCGCUUGCCCUGGAGCAGCUGGUAAAGCUGCCCGAGCUGCGUCCUCCGUCCGUGCUACCCAACGGUAAUGUGGGUACGCCCAACGAAGUCCUCAUGGACCUGAUAGCGAGGUGUAAGUUUCCGCCGCGCCUCAUCACCAAGCUGGGACUGAACUUCCCGACAAUGAAGCGACCGCACCGCUACGCUUCCGUUCCUUUCAUGUACUCGGAGGAAAGUCGUCGUCGUCGCCGUGGUGGUGAUGGUGGUGAGGGUGAACAUUUGCUGCCGUCGUCGACGCUCAAAGCACGCGCGACCACCCUCUCUAGCGCCCUGUAUGGGAAGAAGCCGUCAUGUUCACGGUCUGGAGUGACGCCCAAUGCUGGUAGCGGUGGUAGUAGUGGAUGCGGCAGCGGCGGUGGCAAUGGCGAUUACGACGACGUGGCCAUUGGCACUACCACGGCCGCCGGCGAGCAGCGAGCUGUGCACGGCGGUGGCGUUUGGACAACAGCAGACGGACAUCGUCUGUGUGAUGACACGCCAGGAGAGGGCACGGCGAGAGCAGCAGCAGCGCCACAACCCACACCAACAACGGCAACAGUAGCGGAAGCGGAGAUGACGACGACGGACGUCACCACUCCAUCACCGUCCGUCGCCAGCAACCUGGCUGCAGCAAAUGAAAACAUCUCGAAGGUAUCAGCAGCGCCCUCCAAGCCCAGGUCUGCGCGCACGACACACAGUAGCAACGUAGGCAGCCGUGUUGUCGAUGAUGAUGCUGGUGGUGCAAGGGAGAAUCAUGACGAGGUGUCAUCCGAAGAAGAGGUGAUUGGAGAAGAGGACGACCAUGAUGCAGAGGAGUGGGAUCGCUACGAAGCCCUUCACGACGAUGUCGAUAAACAGGGUCGCACCGAGGAGCGUCUGUUUGAGAACGAAAUUGAGCUAAAGUGGGAGAAAGGAGGCAGUGGUCUUGUGUUUUACACUGAUGCAGCCUACUGGGAUGAACUGAAGGGAGAGGAGGAUGAACGUUUAGCUGAUGAAUAUGAUGUCGAUCUCUCCAUUUUCUACGAACCAAAUAGCGGUACAAAGGAUGCGAACGACAUCAUGGACAUGGAAAUGGAGACACAGCGACGUCAUGGCAAACAUGUAGUCGACUGGAGGGGCAAGACGGGUUUCGACAAACUGACAAAGGGUUUCGGUGGUCGUGUGCUGCGAGAUCAGGGCUGGGCGGCUGGCAAGGGACUGGGCAGAGCGGCUCAGGGUAUUGCAGAGCCGGUGGAGGCAGACGGGCAGACUGGACACGACAAACGAGGACUUGGGUUUCUUGGCGAGAAGCUACGUCGUGACGUGUGUGGCGCUGCCAAGCCCCAGCGUCACAUCACCACCAAGUACGACGCCAGUGAUUACACAGACACCAUGCUCAGAACGCGAGGACCGCUGGCACAGAAGCGACUGCGAGCGCCAAACACAGCCACCGCCGCCGACUCUGCUGCUGCUGAUGACAACGGUAGCCGGGCAAAGCGGAAACAUGUCAACGAAGAAGGCAACGUUGCUAAAAUCAACAAUUGAUCGACUGGCAAUCCAUCUAAAGUCCAGUAUCAUUUUUUAAAUCUAAAACAUGAAAACACCGUGCAGCGCAAGUAAUGCGUCGAAUCCACCCACCACCACCACAUGUUUGACCAGUCAGAGUUGCACAAGUUAGCACAAAACUGGCAAGGAGUACUACAGGCAUUGAGACAUUCCACACAUAUUUUUUAUUAUUUGGAUUUCCCCGACAGCAUCAACCAGCACUAGUCCUGCAGCUGUGCAGCUAUGUUUCAUGGCCAUGUUGGUUUUGACAGUCCAGUCCUAUCUUUAUUUUUUUCUUCGCCGAGGUCACUAUCACUACGUGGUAUUGCUUGAUCGAAGCUGAUGGAGUUUUUUUUAUUUUCCAGGGGACAAUCACAAGCUGACGUAGGACAUUCCUUCAUUUCUGUUCUCAAGUUUUUCACUACAAACUCCGUUUUUUUUAAAUUUACUUCAUUCCUGGAUGUCGCUGGGAAUCUACACACACACACACACAGAGAUUCUCUGGGUCUUGUGACUCUUGCACUUGUACUACAAGUACACUGGUACACUGGUAUUAUUAAAAUACAGAAACAGAGUGUCUAGUCGGCGCCCCGCAA